Molecule: messenger RNA, 1850 nt
Organism: Falco peregrinus (peregrine falcon)
Lineage: Eukaryota; Metazoa; Chordata; Aves; Falconiformes; Falconidae
Exons: 3
Coding region: 618-1850 (410 amino acids)
Source: RefSeq, a predicted model, not a curated record
GGAGCUGUACCCCUCCGACAAGAGGACGACGGCCUUCGGCUUCCUGAACGCGCUGUGCAAGCUGGCGGCGGUGCUGGGCAUCAGCAUCUUCACGUCCUUCGUGGGCAUCACCAAGGCGGUGCCCAUCCUGCUGGCCUCGGCCGCGCUGGCGCUCGGCAGCUCCCUCGCCUUGAAACUGCCGGAGACUCGGGGGCAAGUCCUGCAGUGAUGGGGGGGCCUGGGGGGUGAGGGGACCCCCCCCCAGCCCCGCCCCCCCCCCCCGCCCCCAGCCCAGCUCCCCUCCCUGCCCCGCCCCCCCCCGGGGAUUAGUCUCGUUAGACACUGUGAAACGUCUUGGAGCAUUUGGGGUCUUUUUCAUUUGCACUUGGCCCCCCAGACACCCCACCCCCCCCCCUCCAAGCCCCCCCCCUCCCCCCCGCCCAUUUCUUUUCUCGGUGUCACCCCCUCUGUGAAUAACUGCUCGCUCCUGGGGGGCUGCGGGGGGCUGCAGGUGGGGGGGUCGGGGUGCCUCAGCCUUGCAGAGGGGGGGGACAGGCCCUGCGCCCCCCCACCCCAGCAUCCCUGGGGCCAGGGAGGAGGAGGAGGAUGAAGGCUCCAUCCUCAGCCCCCCAGCAGGGAUGGGGCGGGUGGCGGCUCCGUGCCUCAGUUUCCCCAUCCGGAAGGACAGGGCAAGGUCGGCAGGUGAAAGGGGAGGGGGUGUCUAUCUGCACACCCCCCCCCCAAGGAGAAUCGGGGGGGUGUGUGUGCACCUUGGGGUGCAUGGCCUUUUGGGGUGCAAGACCCCCCCUUGGGGCGUACAGCACCUGGGCAGGCACAGCACCCUGGGGUGCGUGGCUCGGGGGGGUGCACAGCAAUUCGGGGUGUGCAGCAAUUUGGGGUGCACAUGCUGCAUGGCGGGGUGCACAGCAAUUCGGGGUGCAGAGCAAUUAUUUGGGGUGCACAGCACACCGAGGCGCGCUGCAUGGCGGGGUGCACAGCCAUGGUUUGGGGUGCACAGCAAUUUGGGGUGCACAACCCUUCGGAGUGCACCAACCUCCCGCAGCAGAACCCCUCGGGGUUGCACGGCCUUUUGGGGUGCCCAGCACCUUAAAGCACAGCACCCCGUGGGGUGCACAGCACCUUGGGGUGCACAGCGCCUCGGUUUGUGGGGCGUUUCGGGGUGCACGACGCCUCGGGGCGCAUGGCACCAGGGGGGUGCAGGGCCUUUUGGGGUGCACGGUGCUUCAGCAUGUGCGGCACCCCGGGGUGCUGAGCCCGUCAGCGAGCACAGCACCCCGGGGUGCUGCCGGCCCCUUGCCCCCCAGGGUGCAACAGCCCCCACUCUUUGUCUAAUUUUGGGGUGCAGCCGGGCCCCCCCCUGUACCAGGCACUGCCCCCCCCCAGCUGGGUGCCCCAAGGCGUCACCCAUGGGGUGCUGCCAGCCUUCGUGCAUCCACUUGGGUGCCUGGUGGGGGCUGACCCAGAACCGCCCCCCCCCCCCGCCUUGGAUGGGGGGGGGGGGGUGGGGGGGGGGCCACUGCUGCGUUUUGGGGUGCAGGUGGGGGUGGGGUCUCCCAAAACUGCCAUUUAUUUUUAUUUUUAAGCUCGUUUUUAAAGGUGUGGGUUUUUUUUUUUUCUUAGGGGUGCUGGUGCAGGCGGGGGGUGCUCCUUGCACCCCCUCCCGCCCCCAACUCCCUUCCCCCACCCCCCCUUUUCCCCCCCCCAGCCCAGAGCACAAAACCACCAGCGGUUUGCAAAGCACAAAGCAGCGCCCAGAUGCACAUCACCCGGCCGCCGUUUCCAAGCUGCCCCCGAGGGAGCGUUUAUUUUUUGGGGUGCAGGAGGGAGGAUGCGCCUUCGAAAUUAAAUGA